UUUUCAAGCCAAAAAUGGCGAAGUUUUCUCACUCGUUUCGUUUAGAUUGCGAGUUGAUUUUGUGAAAGGAAAGCGCAGGAAGCAAGCAACUUUAUUCCGCCGGAGUCAGUGGAGAAAAACGCAGACUACCGGAUCGGAAAGAAGGGGGACAGGAGUAGGAAAAUCGCGAUCACAGCGAGGAAAACGGAAUGUGGGGCCAUUGGCAGACGGCCGCCGUAGCGGCUCCUUUGACCGCCCCCCCGCCGCAGCCGUCGGUGCCGCCGCCGUUGCCCGAUGCGCCGCCACCGCCGCCGCCCUCAGAUGCGGGCGCCCCGACAGCGGUUCAGCAGCCAGCGGGAGCUGCAGUUGCAGCAGGAGCAGCUGCUCCCGUUGCCGUCGCACCACCAGCCACAGCCACCCCAACAGCCGCUACGGCCGCCACCUCUUUGGCGGCCUUCAACCCCUACAGCACCGGACAGGCAACGGCGGGCGGGGAGGGGGCUGGCAACCCCUACGAACAGUAUACCGCCGCCCAAUACGCGGCCAUGACCCCCGAACAGCAGUACGCACUGCAGCACCACUGGCACCAGUGGCAAACCUACCAGGCGGAGUACGCCAAAUGGCAUGCCCAAUACGGCGAGCAGUACAAACGUGAAAUGGCCGCCGCAGCUGCUGUGGCCACCAAUCCGGCUGUUCAAGGUGUUCCCGCACCCGUGGCAGCUGCUCCCUCGCCUGCGCCGGCGCCCACACCAGUGCUGGCGCCACCUGGUCCCCAGGCUUACCCCGUUGCCCAGAAUUAUUACCAGGGUGUCACCGCUUCGCCGGUUCCCUCGACCACACCGAAUCCGGUUGGAGUGGGUGGACCGCCGCUACCCGGCAAGAUCAUGGCCCAGCCGCAGAUGUACAACCAACCGCCGCCACCGCCGCCGCAAAAGAGCGGCUAUCAGACGAAUGACAACCAAAGCAUGUGGCCGGGGCCACCAUCCAUUCAGCAGCCGCCACCCAAUCGAUACCCGAUGGGCUACAAUAACGGGCCAGAAAACCAUGGUUUUCCCAAUCUCCAGCAGCCGCCGCCUUCGCUGCAGAGACCACCACCUCCGCAUCAGCAGCCACCGCCGCCACAGCAGCCAAACAACAUGGAGAACCAGUGGGGAAACAACAAUCAACGCGGCGGAAUGAACAACCGACCGCCGUGGGAUACCAGUGCUCCACCGCCUGAUAUUUCCGGGCCACCAGGACCACGCUGGGAUGGUCCACCGCCGCCGAACGACAUGAACAAUCGGUGGAAUAACCCGCCACCGACAAACAUCAACAAUAGCAUGAACAGCAACAGCAAUGACAACAAUCGCCGCUGGGAGGGACCGCCGAAUCCAACGCAACCCGGCGGAGAUCCACAGAACCGCUGGAUGAGCGGACCACCGCCCAUCGAUCAGAACCGCUGGAUGAGCGGGCCACCGCCGAAUUUGAACGAACAGCAGCAGAACCAAAGUAGCAACAACAACCAGCAGCAACAGAAUCCCCGCCAGAAUCGCUGGCAGAACAACAACUCCGAGAGCGGAAACAACAACAGCAACAAUAACAAGAAGAACAACUUUCAAAACAACCGAAAUAGUUGGGGACAAGGCGAUGAAAGGGGAGGAAAUGGCAACCAGAACCAGAAUGCUGCCACACGCAACGAAAAUCCGUUCAGCAAGAAUCCGCAGAACGAUUUCGAUGGAGAUCAGUCGCCGCCUGGCAAAGGCAACAACAAUUUUGGCCAGCGAACGGGCAACAACUUCCAGGGCAACUUCGGCAAUAGCUUCAAUAACCAGGAUCAAGGUGGACCAGGCGGAGGUGGAAACUUUGGCGGCGGACGAGGCGGUGGACCCGACAACUUUGGCAAUAACAACAAUAAUAACUUCAAUAACAACAAUCGCCGGCAGAGCAAUCGAUGGGAUAACAACCGCAAUCAACCAAACCAAAACCAGGGAUAUUCGGAUGGCGAUUCUGGGCCAGGAGGCUUCAACCAGAGUCGCGGGAAUUUCAACCAGCGCAACAACUUCAACCAGCAGAACCAGCCAAACCAACCGGGCUACCAACAGUCGCCGAAUCAGCAGCAGCAGCAGCAGCAGAACAACCGCAACCAGCAGCAGGCCCAUGAUCUCGACGAGGCCAGCUUCGACCGGCUGUUCGACCAGUGGGAGCAGCAGUUCGAGGACUGGAAGCGCGCCAAUGCCAAUCACCCGGAUCGCGAUGAGUACCGUCGCUACGAGGAGGAGUUCGAGAAGCAGCGCCGUCGCAUCGCCGAGCGCAGGGAGCAGAUGCGGCGACGUCGCCAGCAACAGAUGGGUGGCUCCUCCACGGGAUCGGGAGCGGGAUCGGGAUCGGGAUCAGGAGCUUCUGCCACGGACACACCGAAAGAGGGAGCAUCGAAAUCGGAGGAUCAGGAGACGAAUGAAGAACGUGACUCUGAGUCUUUCGCUGGUCCGGGCAAUUUCCCCGAUCAGCGAUCAGGUUUCGGUGACCAGGCGCCUGGCAACAAUUUCGGACAGGGAAACAGGAAACCCGGCCAGUUUGGCACUGAGAAUCGCGCCUUCGAGAGCGCCGGAGUUCCGGCGAUUAGGGGCGGCAGCCAAGGCCCAACGCCGGGAAUGCAGAAUCAAUACCAAACCGCCCAGCAAGCCAUCCAGGAGAAACUGGACCAGCAAUCGGAUACGGAACAACAGUCCAAGGAGAGCCCAACGAAAGCGACUGGAGCUCCUGCUCCGCCGGUGGCACCUGGUCCCGCUCAUCCGACCGAGCUGCCGCCGCCAGCAGGAUCAGGUGCAGUUAAUCCCGCUCCUCCGGUGGCUCCGCCCUCACAGCCGAUUGCCAGUAGUCUCGGCAAGCGGCGGCAAACCGGCGGCACUGCAAACACGCCCGCCAAGCAGGUGAAAGAGGAGGAGAUAUUCACCAUCUCGCUGGACGAUGACGACGACGAGGAGGAGGAGGAACCGCCAGACACGCCGAUGGGCAGCAUUUUCAAGAAGAGCGACGGCAUACCGGGUCUCGAUUUGGUGGCCGAUGGCAGUGGGAAGAACCCUUCCUCGGUCUUCGAUGUGGGCCUCAAGGACACGGACAAAACAGACGCCCCUGAGGGCGGAGAGGCGGACGUCAAACAGGACAAGAGCAACGAAUCGCUUAGCAAAGCGCUCAAGGAUCCCAACUUCCUCAACAAUCUCACCCAGGCUGUGGCCAACGUCCAGGAGCGCGAGCAACGCGAUCGCCAGCAGCAACAGCAGCAGCAGACGGAUCAGGAGCAGGAUUCGGAGACGGGAGUGGACGGACGACCCUUGUCCUUUGCCGAAUGGCAGCGCAAGAAGAACGGCGGCAACGAAGCCAAGUCGCAGGAUUCCCGCGAUUCAAAUAGUCCCAGUGCGGCUGAGCAUUCGGAAAGGAGCGGUGGACCUGGCGGAGGUUUCGGUCCCGGUCCUGGCGGUCCCGGAGGUCCUCGUCCCAAUUCUCGACAGGGCUCGCGUCCAAAUUCCGGUCCCGGUCCCGGUCCGAAUCGCUUCGACAACUUUGGACCGAAUCAAUUGCCCGGCGGGAAUUUCAUCGAUUUCGAUGGCAUGGGACCCGGUGGCUUCGGUCCGCCUGGCCGCCACUUUGGACCCAACGGGCCAGGUCCGCGUGGUCCCAACUUCGGGCCGAACUUCGGACCAGGUCCAGGACCGCACUUCGGACCCAAUGGACCCGGGCCAGGACCACAUUUCGGACCCAAUGGCCCCGGACCAGGACCGCAUUUUGGCCCCGGACCCAAUUUCCGGAACAAUGGCCCCAAUUUCGGACCGAACUUCGGACCCAACUUUGGCCCCGGUCCAGGGGGUCCAGGUGGUCCUCGCAACUUUGGACCACGCGGACCUUUCGGACCGCGACGCGAUGACUUCGGCGGGCCGCCGUUUGGCGGACCAGGAGGACCCAACUUUGGGCCAGGACCCAACGGACCGCGCGGUUUCAACGGCGGUCCGAACAGUGAUAAUCCCUUCCGCCGGCAAGGCGGACCACCGCCCGGUUUCGGCGACGAUGAUCUGGGCGCUGGACCGCCAAGAGGACCCAGGAACUUCCAGAACCGCAACAGCUUCGGAGGAGGACCAAACAACAACAAUCGGAAGAACUGGAACGACGGGCCGGAGCAACUGGAGCAACAACCAUUCCCCAACAACAACCACAGCAGUGAGCCCAUCUAUCGACCGAUGAAGGUGUUCGACUAUUCCAACAACCCAUCAGCCGCCAAGGUGAUUGACUAUGGCCACAAGUCGGCCGACGGCACACCGAUUGAGGGACCCGACAGAAUGCCGGACUUUAGACCCGUGAAGACCUUCGAUUAUGGCCACUCCUCGAAUCGCAUGGGAAUGCCAGGAGGAGGAGGAGGAGGAGGAGGUCCGAAUCAGGGAAUGAAAGGUGGCCCGAAUCAGGGAGCAGGAGGAUUCGGUGGAUUCGGAGGACCCGGAGGACCUGGUGCUCCAAACAACAAGCGAAGGAAUAAAAAAAGCAAACAGCAAAAGAAAGAGGAGCAAUUGCAGUUCCCCCAAAACCGACAACUGCAAUCGUUUGACGAAAGCAGCUCCACAAAUCCCGGACAAGAUGAGGUGAGUGUUAAUUUUUGAUGAAAUCCGUUGCUUUUUAAACCUGCCAACGACUUUCCCCAGCAGCAACAGCAGGCUCCUGAAAAUUUCCAGGAGCCAUUUGGCGAGGAAACGGGAAACGAACCAAAUGAUCUCGAGGAUAUUUCCGAUGGGGAAGAUAAUCUAACGCCACUGGGUGACGUUGAAGAUGACGACGAACUGCCACCGCCGCCGCCAAUGAGCAAAUGGAAUCAGCAGCAACAGCAGCAGCAGCAGCAGCAGUUCAAUCCAAGCCAGUUUCUUGCCAACCGCCGCGAGCCAGAAGGAUUAGCUCCGCCGCCGCCAACUCUGUCGCUUUUCCCCUCGGCAGCCAAUGCCAAUGAGAAGAUUUCCAAUCCGAGUGCGGCUCCGCAUCUGGAGAUGAGUGUGCCGACCAACGAGAAUCGCAAUACCAUCUCCGUGGACGAGGUCCUCUUGAAUCCCGGUCGCCAGACGCGUCCGAAGCGCAUCUGCAUCAUCUUGCGCGGACCUCCUGGCUGCGGCAAGUCGCAUGUGGCGCGUCUCAUCAAGGAAAAGGAACUGGAGAUGGGUGGCGCCAAUCCGCGCAUCCUCAGCAUCGAUGACUAUUUCAUCAUUGAAAACGAUUAUGAGGAGAAGUGUCCCAAAACGGGCAAAAAGAUACCCAAGAAGGAGAUACUUUACGAGUACGAUGAUAGCAUGGAGGAGACCUACAUGCAAUAUCUAAUCAAAUCGUUUAAAAAGACACUGAGCGACAAUCUGUACGAUUUUAUAAUUGUGGACUGCAACAACAAUUCACUGCGCACGCUGAACGAAUUUUACUGUCACGCCAAAGACUCGAAUUUUGUGCCCUACAUAGUGGACCUGCACUGCGAUUUGGAGACGUGUCUGGGUAGGAAUUCACACCAGCGCACCGAGGGCGAGAUCCUUGCGGUGCUGAAUAACUGGUGCCAGACGCCGCUGCAGUACAUCAAACUGGACGUGAGCUCGCUGCUCGAGAACGUGGUCGAGAUGGAGGAUGUGGAGGACAUGGCUACGGACGAUAAUGCCUGCGCCGACGAUGGGGCAACAGCGGGAGCAGCCGAAGCAUCCGAGGAUGCCGCCGUCGAGGAGACGGACGACAGCAAUAGUGGCGACGCCUCCAACGACUGCGGCUUCCUGAAAAGCAAAUGGGAAUGUGACACCACCGAGGACAAUCUAGCCCGCUUGGACGGCACCAAGCGCUUGAUGCAGAACCGCAGGACCGCCAGCAUGGCGGACUAUCUCCAGCUGGAGGAUUGGGAACCACCUAGAACCUCAGCCAAUGGCAAGAAGCUGGUUCGCUGGGCGGACAUCGAGGAGAAGCGCUCGCAGGAGAAGAUGCGCGCCAUCGGUUUCGUGGUGGGUCAGACCGACUGGAACCGCAUGAUGGAUCCCAAUGCUGGAAGUCGAGCUCUGAAUAAAACUAAAUACAUUGAGCGCAUCAAACGCCGCUAGACGCCAAUUACAGUCACACGCAACUGACAAACAACACAAAACAAAAAACAACAAACAAAAGAAAAACUCGCAGCAAUUCCAUUGAUCAAACACAGACCAUUUCCACACGGGGAUCACCACCUAUAUACAUAGACAACAAAAGGCUCAAAGACUCCAAAUUACGUUUAAUCAUCUGUCAUUCGAAAGCUAUCAGUAUAAUUUCUAAACAAUCAGUCAUUUUGUAGCGCUGCAUUUACAAAACGAAUUCAAUUUCGUUGACCACACGAACAUCCGCAAUUAAAAAGCGUAGAAAAAAUAGAUUAAAUAUGGAUGUAUUUUAAUUGUAAAUUAAAUCAAUUCCUUUUUAACCGAACGGGACAUCUAAGGUUUUUUUUUUAACUGACCAAGAAAUAUAAAUGAAUUGUACAUUAA
Molecule: messenger RNA, 6467 nt
Organism: Drosophila ficusphila
Lineage: Eukaryota; Metazoa; Arthropoda; Insecta; Diptera; Drosophilidae
Gene: ZAP3
Product: trithorax group protein osa
Biological process (GO): regulation of telomere maintenance
Cellular component (GO): nucleus
Source: RefSeq, a predicted model, not a curated record